Molecule: messenger RNA, 651 nt
Organism: Myotis davidii
Lineage: Eukaryota; Metazoa; Chordata; Mammalia; Chiroptera; Vespertilionidae
Gene: CNIH4
Product: cornichon family AMPA receptor auxiliary protein 4
Exons: 4
Coding region: 246-482 (78 amino acids)
Biological process (GO): endoplasmic reticulum to Golgi vesicle-mediated transport
Cellular component (GO): COPII-coated ER to Golgi transport vesicle; endoplasmic reticulum membrane
Source: RefSeq, a predicted model, not a curated record
GAUUUUGGUGGUAGUAGAAGCUCCGGGUGGAAAGGCUGAAUUAGGAAUUAGAUCAGAUUUUGGAAGGCUGGAAUGUUAAGGAGAAGGGCUUUUCCCUUUUAUUCUCUAGGCAGUAGGGAGCCAUGGAAAAAUGUCUACAUAAAGGGGUGUGCUAGGAAGAUGAAUUAGCAGAAUGGGUCGGAAACAGGAAAGAUUGGAAGUGGAUCAUUCCAGAAUUGAUUGGCCACACCAUUGUCACGUUAUUGAUGCUCGUUUCAUUGCACUGGUUCAUCUUCCUUCUCAACUUGCCUGUUGCCACUUGGAAUAUAUAUCGGUUCAUUAUGGUGCCAAGUGGUAACAUGGGAGUGUUUGACCCAACAGAAAUCCACAAUCGAGGGCAGCUGAAGUCACACAUGAAAGAAGCCAUGAUCAAGCUUGGCUUCCACCUGCUCUGUUUCUUCAUGUAUCUUUACAGUAUGAUCUUAGCGCUGAUAAAUGACUGAAGCUGGAGCAGCCGUGGUGGGAGUCAGCUACACUACAGUGCACAGUCGAGGAGCCAGAGAUGCUCCCAUCAUCCUUAGGACCGUAACCAUAGCAGUAUAUUUUUUCCUCUUUGAACAAAAAAAUAUUUUUGCUGUAUUUUUACCAUAUAAACUAUUUAAAAAACAUGAA